Xenopus laevis (African clawed frog) is the source of this 2951-nucleotide messenger RNA. It is a transcript of the gene rab3a.S, whose product is annotated as RAB3A, member RAS oncogene family S homeolog. Gene Ontology annotation, biological process: intracellular protein transport. The coding region runs from base 142 to 804 and encodes 220 amino acids. The record is from RefSeq and is a predicted model, not a curated record. Lineage: Eukaryota; Metazoa; Chordata; Amphibia; Anura; Pipidae. Gene Ontology annotation, molecular function: GTPase activity; G protein activity; GTP binding. Gene Ontology annotation, cellular component: plasma membrane. The transcript has 5 exons.
AGGGCGGACUUGUUUCUCAGAAGCCACACCCACCACCAAUUCGCGGUUGUCAAUCAAGAAACGUCAGCUUGUGCUGUGCAGGUGCAGGGAGAGAAUUGCUGCAUUGGUGCAAUAGGAGCUGAGCCGAACCAAGAGAGAAAGAUGGCAUCUGCUACAGACUCACGUUAUGGCCAGAAAGAGUCCUCCGACCAGAACUUUGAUUACAUGUUCAAGAUCCUAAUUAUUGGGAACAGCAGUGUGGGCAAAACCUCUUUUCUCUUCCGAUAUGCAGACGACUCCUUCACCCCAGCAUUUGUCAGUACGGUGGGAAUCGACUUCAAAGUGAAAACUAUUUACAGGAACGACAAAAGAAUCAAGUUGCAGAUCUGGGACACAGCAGGGCAAGAGAGGUACAGGACAAUAACCACAGCUUACUACAGAGGGGCCAUGGGAUUCAUUCUGAUGUAUGAUAUCACAAAUGAGGAGUCAUUCAAUGCUGUCCAGGACUGGUCAACUCAGAUCAAGACUUACUCCUGGGACAAUGCACAGGUUUUACUGGUUGGGAACAAAUGUGACAUGGAAGAUGAACGAGUUGUGUCUGCUGAAAGAGGAAGGCAACUGGCAGAGCAUCUAGGUUUUGAAUAUUUUGAAGCUAGCGCCAAAGAUAACAUCAAUGUGAAGCAGACAUUUGAACGUUUGGUGGAUAUCAUCUGUGAAAAGAUGUCCGAGAGUUUGGAUACAGCUGAUCCAGCCGUCACCGGAGCCAAACAAGGACCCCAACUCACUGACCAGCAGGCACCACCACACCAAGACUGCGCCUGCUAAGGAACGAAAAAGUCCUAGCCUUGUACACAAACCGUUCCUCCCUCCCCCAACCUCCCUACCUUCAAUAGAGUGGUGACCUCUCCCCCAUGACCUUGAAUACUGCAUAUCGUCCCAAGAUGACUCUGUCUGUUACAAUCUUUUUAGUUAGAAUAUACAGUAUGUAGCAAAGAAAGAGAUCAAACAGAAUGGUUGAUAAAACAAAAUAGUUAAAAUAUAUAUAUAUAUAUAUAUAUAUCUAUAGAGAGAGAACGAGAGAGAUGGGUGCAAUUUUUCAGAACUGAGUGGGUACAGCUGAGAAAUGGUUGGAUAAAAAUCGCUUUUUCCAUCAUUGCUCAGUGGGGACUACAUUUGCCUUUUAACAUUAGGCACAUUUAUCAAGGGUCGAAUUUCUAAUUCAUGUGAGUUUUUAAAAACUCCCAUAAAUUCGAAAUUCGUCCAAUCAAUAUUUAUUGCGAUCGAAUCUUUUAAACGCUGAUGAAUUGAAUCUACUGGAAAACCUGAAACUAAAUUGAUUCAAAUUAAAAACAUCACCAAAUUGAUCCCUGGCCCUCUCCCGUUGACGUAUACCGUAAUUCAGGAGGUGGCGAAUAGUCAAGUUCGAGUUCUUUAAGGGCCCAGAGUAUGAUAAAUCUCAGAAUUCAAAUUAAAACUCAAAUUUGAGAGUUUUGACCAAAACAUUUUUUUUAAUUUUCACUUCAACCCUUAAUAAAUUUGCCCCUUGAUGUUGGUACUUGCUCUUAUUACUGAUGAUUUAAGGGAUUACUGUGCAGGACAAAUAUACCUUAUACACAAUAUCAAGUGUUUAAACAGGUAUUUCUACUGCUAACAAAGUCUAACCUCAUGGCCUUUCUACAACUUGAUGUUUAGGACAUACUGACUAGGCCAUAGUAUUGGCAUUACAUUAGCUGUAUCCUGGUGUAGCACAAUCACCCUUACCGACCAAGUAGUAGUAGUACCAGGAAAUUCUUAUCAGGGACACUCUAUACAUUUGGUGAUAACUGGCAGCCCUUCUUAGUACCAGGAGACUGUGGAACCUCAGAAAAAUAGAUGAACCCAUAUUUGGGAAUGACCAUUGCUUUAAAGGAGGAGGGGGUGCCAAAUGUUAGGCACCCCCAAGUGAAUGUAUUUACUUACCUGCAACCCCGGGCCAAUGCUCCUAUCAGCAGAAAACUGCACCAGCCUGGGAUUAUACCAGUGAGCACCACGGAGCGAUCCUCUUCUGGCUUCUACUUUCUUCUCGCAGCUGCGCAUGCGCAUUAGAGUGAAAAGCUGAACUUCAACUAAAAAAUCGGCUUCUUUCUACUGCGCAAAUCGUCUGCCUCGGGUAAUUUGAAGAAACGAGAAAACAAGUGCUCUGUGGUGCUCACUGGAAUAACCCCGGGCCGGUGCAGUUUUCUGCUGAUAGGAGCACCGGCCCGGGGUUUCAGGUAAGUAAAUACAUUCACUUGGGGGUGACUAACAUUUGGCACCCUCAAGUGCUGAAUGACUUUCCUUCUCCUUUCAGUAAUACUCUUGUAGGGAAUACAGUGCCCCUUUAAGUAAUGAGGCAUUCCUGCUUGAAGACAGCCGUUUUCUCGUUAAAUAGAUUUUUCCAAGCAUUUCUAUAGCCUACCCUUCAGCACUAAUGUAAUUUUGUCUGCAUGAAAAUGAAUGUUCUCUAAACCUUCUCCAAUUUUUCCCCCCUCCCCAUUUUUUUUUUUUUUUUAGUGCGUGUUGGGUGUGUGUUCAGAAACGUCCAUAUCAUAAAUCUUUCUUCCCUUUUUUUGUGUUCAGAUUAUUUAUAUAUAUAUAUAAUAUAUAUUUUUAUUAUACCGUGUCUCGUGUCUGAAUCUGAUGUAUGCAACUCAUAUCAUCCUAUUUUCAUGAAGUGCAGUUCCAGCUCUGUGCCACUAGAUGGCAGCUGCUUAUAGAGGAGUUCAGUGGCCAGUAAGUCAUUUUGUCCUCUGCAUUAGGUGGUCAUAGAACCUUUUAUCCCUUGGAAAUAAAUAUUUUAAUUCUAUAUAAAGUAUAAAGGUAGUCACAACGAUAUAUAUAUAGCAAAUUGUAUGUUGAAUAUCAUAUGCUUUUUAAGAAUGCAUUAAUUUGAGUGCUGUGAAUUUCCUAUGAGAUUUUGUUCAUGUAGUUAGAAUAAAAAGUAAAAAAUGAAA